This is a messenger RNA of Cantharellus anzutake, 888 nucleotides long. Its product is annotated as citrate transporter. Lineage: Eukaryota; Fungi; Basidiomycota; Agaricomycetes; Cantharellales; Hydnaceae. Gene Ontology annotation, biological process: mitochondrial citrate transmembrane transport. The record is from RefSeq and is a predicted model, not a curated record. The coding region runs from base 1 to 888 and encodes 295 amino acids. The transcript has 8 exons.
AUGGCAUCGGCGAAGGCCAAGAAGGAUAAGCCUUUGCACUCUCUCAUCGCUGGUACAACUGCGGGAGCAGUCGAAGCGUUUAUCACCUAUCCAACCGAGUUUGUGAAGACACGAUCCCAAUUUGCUCCCAAAGGAACAUCAAAGGAAGGGCCUAUUGCGAUCAUAAAAACUACCAUUAAACAGAAAGGGAUCACUGGCCUCUACUCUGGAUGCAGUGCACUCGUUAUUGGUAAUGCGGCAAAAGCGGGCGUGCGCUUUGUCACCUAUGAUUAUUUUAAAGGCUUGCUGCAGGAUGAACAUGGGAAAAUUAGUGCCCCUCGCAGUCUCCUAGCUGGACUGGGAGCGGGAAUGUGUGAGGCUAUAUUGGCGGUGGCCCCUUCAGAGACAAUCAAGACGAAGCUUAUCGAUGACUCUCGUUCGCCUAAUCCACGUUUUCAGGGCCUUGCCCAUGGCACAAGGACCAUUAUAGCCGAGGAAGGAAUACGCGGCAUAUACCGCGGACUCUUCCCUGUGAUGGCUCGACAAGGAGCGAACUCGGCAGUCCGAUUCACAUCAUAUGCUACCCUGAAACAGUUUGUCCAAGGAAACACCAGACCUGGGCAGGCUCUGCCAUCAAGCCUCACUUUCGCUAUCGGCGCAAUGGCUGGCCUCGUCACCGUGUAUACAACAAUGCCACUUGAUGUCAUCAAAACUAGAAUGCAAACACUUGAAGCGCGCCGGCAGUAUAAGAACUCCUUCCACUGUGCGUAUAGAAUUUUUACAGAAGAAGGCGUUGCGAGAUUCUGGACCGGGACGACACCUCGGUUAACUAGGCUCGUCCUAUCGGGUGGAAUCGUUUUCACGACAUAUGAAGCAAUUAUGAAAGUUCUCAGAGUCACAUCAAUAUGA